This is a messenger RNA of Trypanosoma conorhini, 2394 nucleotides long. RefSeq names its product putative RNA-editing complex protein MP81. The coding region runs from base 1 to 2394 and encodes 797 amino acids. Lineage: Eukaryota; Euglenozoa; Kinetoplastea; Trypanosomatida; Trypanosomatidae. The record is from RefSeq and is a predicted model, not a curated record. The transcript has a single exon.
AUGAGGCGGUUCACCCACCGCGGUGGUCGUCGGGCGUGUCCCGCCUGCGGUGACUGCCGCGCAACGGGCACUUUGACGGGUGCGGCGUUGAAGUGCUGGCGCCGGGUGGCGCGUGCGCCGUUGCCGACGGCGCCUUCUUCACAUGCGUUGGCGACGCUCCACGGCGGCACCCGCCUGCUGCGCUGCGUGGGCUCCGCGGCGCCGGCGCCCCUCUCAGCCUCCCCCUCUUCCUCCUCUGCCUGUAGCACGUCUUCCCUUGCCGCCGGUGACUCCAGCCACGUCACGCAUGCGGGCGCUUGCGCCCCCGCGGGUGAGCCGCGCGAGCUGCAGUUCCACGAGGUCUUUCUCCUCGACGAGGCCGACGUGCACUUUCUGCUGCUGGCGGAGGCGCACAAGAAGCACGGCGUGCUGCUAAACGUGCCUCCGCAGUUGAGCCCAAGCGGGGAGCCGCCUGCCGUGCCGGAGGUGCUGCUGCCGGCCGCGCAGCUGGCGCGGAUGCGUGGGAUGACGUUGGCGUACGAGCCCACGCACCUGCCCCCGCCGCUCCACACCACCGGCACCCGGCAACUUGUCAUUUGCGACACCGCCGCUGCCGCCGCCACCACCACAGUGGCGACAGUCGUCGCAAGGAAGCCCACGGCGGUGUCUACGCCCUCGGCGGCGGCGGCGGCGGCGGCGCGCGGCACGCCAGGCAGGGGCGGGCUAAGCACCGCCACGCUGGUGCGGCGCUCGCCGCCUGAUCCGACGAUGCGGUUUCACUGCACCGCCUGCGGGAAGGCGUUUCGCCUGGAGUUCUCCGCGGAGCAGCACGUCAAGUUGAAGCACCCAGCGGAGCUGAAGGCGGCGGUGGCGGCGGGGGCGGGCGAGGGCGAAGUCAUUGAAGAGGCCGCAGCGACAGUCGUGAGUUCCGCCGCCUCCACGGGCCGAGCAGCGGCGGGCCCGCCGCCCGCCACGACGACGACGGCGGCGACGGCGGCUGCGGCGGCGUCCGCUGCGAAGCAGAAACCGGGCACGGACGCCGCAGCGGCAGGCGUGGGCAUCAGCGCGGUGAAGGUGCCGUACAACAAGGCGACGUUGACGCUGCCAAGCGAGGAGCUUGUGGACGAGCUCCUGCAGGAGGUUUGGGACGCCGUCGCCGCCCAGCGCGACGACCUCCCCGGGCAAAACGAACCCAACGCCUUUGUUCCCUUUCACACCGUCGUGGAGGGCACCGCCGACCGACGGAAGGAAAUGGAGGCGAAUGCGAAGCCCACGGCACGCGCCACCCCGGAGGGCGCCGCCCCAGGCAUCAAGAAACCGGGCAUGCUGUCCGGCGGCUCCAUGGCCGCCUCGCGGAGCCCUGCGGCAGGGCACAACCUGCCGAUAAAGGAACUCGUGAAGAAGUACCCGAAUCCCUUUGGCGAUUCCCCCAAUGCGGUUCUGCAGGAACUUGAAAAGGAGCCCGUCAAUCCUUUCAUCCCACAGGAGGAGCUUGCGGCACAGUUGCAGGUGGCGCGAGAGUCGCAGCCAACGGCGGCCACGACUACCGUUGGCACCAACACUGCGGCUGCUCCUGCUUCUGCUGCUGAGGAGGAGGAGUUAAAGAAACGACUGCGUGCCUCACGCCCGAGUUUAGCGCGAUCGGCGUCGCUGCGCCGCUUCGUCUGCCCCCUUUGUGCAGAGCAGCAGCGAAGGAGGGCGGAGGCGUGCGAUGCGACGGCUGUUCCGUCGUUUCGGCUGCUGGACGCUCUCCUUGACCACGUGGAGUCGGGGCACGAGGGGCAGGAGCUCACGGAGGAGCAGCUGCGCACGCUAUACGCGACCGAGCGGAGGUCGGCGCUGCACGCCCUUCCGCCGAGCCUGGACGCUGAGGACGGAGGCGCUGGCGGUGGUGCCGGCCAGGCCAAGACGGAUGCCUCCGGCAACGAUGACGCCGCCGGCGGCGGCCGUGCGGAAACCAUCCACGACGCGGUGAAGGCGGCAUCGCUGCCGGAGGCGUUGCAGAAGGCCGUCCCCCCGGCAGCCGUGGAGCAGCAGGCACUUCAGGUGCACCUGCGCGCCAGCAGUAACGCGGUGCUGCUCGGUCGUAUCGCGGAUGUGCAGCACGGAUUCCUUGGCACGACGGCGGUGACGCAGUACGUGCUUGAGGUUGGCGAGGAGGGGCCGGCUGCUGGCGCAGGGGGCGCGGACGCGGCCUCGUCGCCGGCGACCGAGACGGAGCUGAUCGUCGUGCGCUGCAUGGGCGAUAACUUCCCCGCCGCACUGCUGAAGGAGCAGGUGCAUCUCGGCAGCACGGUGCUUGUGCAGGGCACACUGCGCAUGAACCGGCACCUCGACAACGCCUCCAAGCGAAUUCACGCGUAUCCGUUUGUGCAGGUGGUGCCGCCGCUUGGCUGUGUGAAGGUGAUUGCGUGA